Molecule: messenger RNA, 6669 nt
Organism: Vollenhovia emeryi
Lineage: Eukaryota; Metazoa; Arthropoda; Insecta; Hymenoptera; Formicidae
Gene: DNApol-zeta
Product: DNA polymerase zeta catalytic subunit
Exons: 19
Coding region: 144-6626 (2160 amino acids)
Biological process (GO): double-strand break repair via homologous recombination; error-prone translesion synthesis
Cellular component (GO): zeta DNA polymerase complex; nucleus
Molecular function (GO): nucleotide binding; DNA-directed DNA polymerase activity; DNA binding
Source: RefSeq, a predicted model, not a curated record
GAGGCACAGACGUGUAUCUAUCUCGUUUUAAGUGUACAAAGUGCAGACGAAGCGAGCUAACCUUCUCCGCGUGUCCCGUCAUGCCACCGUUUGUUUACCUAUGAAACGCACGUGUGUCUGCACGUGUGUCACAACCGCGGAACAUGUUCUCCAUCACCUUGGUAAACAUUGAUAGUUAUCAGGCGUCCCCGGUGCCCGAGCUGGACGUGACAUUCUCGGAGUUCCGUGGCGCCGAGGUAAAAAAGGUGCCGGUAAUCAGGGCAUUCGGCUCGACCGCUACGGGCAAGAAGACAUGCUUGCACAUUCACGGUGUCUUUCCGUACAUGUAUGUCCCAUGCACUGUUCAGGAGAAUACGGAUAGCUACACUUAUCAACUGGCCGCGGCGAUCGAUUCUGCGCUGAACACGUCUUUCGGUUCUGCUAUGUCCACCAGCCAGCACGUGUACAAGAUCCUACGGGUGUCCGCAAUACCUUUCUACGGUUAUCACAAAAAGGAGCACUUGUUUUUUAAAAUAUACUUUUACAAUCCGGCCAUAAUUAAGAGGACGGCGGAAUUGCUGCAGAGUGGCGUUGUUCUCAAUCAGACUCUGCAGCCGUACGAGGCACACAUUCCAUACAUUCUGCAAUUUAUGAUAGAUUAUAAUCUCUAUGGUAUGAAUUUAAUAAAUUUAAACAGCGUGAAGCACAGACACCCCUUGCAGGGGUGUGCGACAACGGAAGACAGCCAAAGCAGAUCUUCGAUGGAUGUGCUAGACUCGCAAGCGUACCUCCCGAUGUCCGUGGCGAGGCAGAGCAUGUGCGAGCUGGAAGUGGACGUGCACGCUUCGGAGAUUUUCAACAGGCGAAGUAUCAGUGAAAAUAUGGAGCUGAAUCCUGGUCUUGCCGCGAUCUGGGACGAAGAGAAAGCAAGGAGGGCCGAGGCUGGUCUAGAGGUCGCGAAGUCGCAAUUACUAUAUCCUAAAACGCCCAGCAAAAUUGUUCUACCUCCAACGCACAAUGAUAUUUACCAAGCGGGUCAAUUAUUAAAGAGAUUGGACGCGAUAUCACAAGUCAAUGAGACACUUACUCCAAGCACGACGGUAUCUUCGUACCCUAUUGAAGUAGAAGAAAGUGAUGAGGUCUUGAAUGCGUCUCAUAUUCUGAACCAUAACGAAUCUUUUGUACCUGAAGAAACUCUUGAAAGAGCAAUUUCGGAUAAUUAUAAAUUGUUGGAACUAGCCUCGUCGGCGUUUUUAGAGGCAACUCGAAGUCAAAGUAACGUAACAGAUACUAGUAUUUUGGAUGCAGAUGACGUACCCCUAGUAGAACUACUAGCUAACUUGGCGGAAGAAAAUGAAACUGCGAGUAAUGUGGACGAAGAUAGCGUCCUCGGGUCUCAAUAUUCUGCGUUCAGCGAGCCGAUUAAGAAUGAUCCAGAGGAAGAGGAGAUUGAGGAUUUAAAUAUCACAAGUUUAGAUCUAGACUUAAGUCCUUGGGAAUCAAUGCACAGCCAGAGAUCCAGUCAAUGUGACAAUACAGUAAAAGCUGUAUACGAAGAGCAGAAUACCGAAGUUACAGAUAAUUCAAACGUUACCGAAGAAAACGGAGACGUUACGCUCGUGAAUUUGCCACAAGUUGAUGGAGUUGAUGACUUGUACGAGGUAUUAAAUUACGAAAAAGCAAAUAAUUUAAGUAAUGAAUAUAAUACAGCAGUUCAGUGCCUUCUUAAAAUAACUGAAGAUUCUAAAAGUAAUAGCUGUGUUCCGGUGACUAAUGUGAGAAGAAAUUGUGCCAUGUAUGUUUCAUAUAGAAAUUUAAGUCUAACGGAUAUUGUUAAAUAUAUUGUAAAUGACCCCAAUGGAUACUGUUUAAGAAAGGAAUUACGCAACUUUGUAAAUAGAUAUAAUUUUCAUAUAUUUUUGAAAACCAGCAAGACUUUACGGAGUACAACAAGUGUGACACAUCCGCAUACUGAUACAAGUGUUGUCGUAAAAGACACGCGUUAUUUAAAAGAUAACGAAGGAAGAAUUGUACAUAAUAAGAAGAUAGAGAGAGAAUUAUAUAUUGCUCGAUGUCAGUUAGAACCAGAUCAUCGAGACUUAGACGUUUUCGAUAUAGAUGACAUAGAAACGCUCGAAACUUUAGAACAUUGUGUGGCAGAUUAUGAAGAAGACAAACGUGACCGUAAACGGGGUUCCGAAUCGUGUGUUCAGAAGGAAGUUCUUUUAAGUAGCAGUCACAGAUGCUUACAUCACGAGCCGUGUAAUUUCUCAAUACAAUUUACAAUAUCGAAUGUUGAUGGAGCUACAGCCACCGAUUCGAGUGAUAGUGAACCUGAGGCUGAUGUGACAAUCAAUGCACAAGAGAACUGCGUGUGCGCUUAUAAAUCCGGUAAAAAGAAUGUACUGCAAAAUACAGUUCAAACCACACCGAGAAAAAGAAAGUUUGAUCUUCAAGAAGACGACUACGAGUCACCUGGUAAACGAAGAAACGUGGCUGUUAAAACGCCAAAAGGAAGAUACGAAUCUCCAGGCAAAGCGCCUCGAAGUCCGCGUUCGUCGGGAAAUUACUCGCCUCUUGAUAUUACUGUAACAUCUCCAAAGUCCAGUAGAAGUCCUGCUCGACAAUGCAAACAAUCUCCGAAAAGAAGUCAAUACGUGCCGACACUUGACGCUCCUUCCACGUCCACUACGCCUAAACACAAGUUACGCCCGUUGCGUGUGAGCUUGCUUCGUGAAAAAAUUUUAAAUUCAGAUCUAGAAAGUAAUGGUGACACUGACAAUGAAACAGAUGCUACCCAUACUGUAAAAAUUGAUAAAACAUCAACGAUCGACGAAACAGUGCAAGACCACGAGCAGAGUACGGAAAGCGGUGAAAAUUCGUCGAUUAAAAAACACAAAGAUGUUCGUAAAAGAUUGUCUUUUUUGGAUUUUGAUGAAGAAGACGCAAAAGCGGGCCACAACGUGAGUCAGUCUGAAACUUCAAUUGCACUUCGGCAUUCGAGUGACCAAGUACAUGCAACUGCUCAUGUUACCAGCGAUGAAAACAGUAAAGACAGUGUCCCAAACAGUCAGUGUACAGAAAAGAGUAAUACCGAUACUUCUCCCGAAAGAAACUACGCGUCAGAUGUACGAAACUUGGCGAAAAAGUCUAUUCACGAUGACAUUAUUCCCGAGACUGAUCUUGAGGAUGAAGAUGAUGUGUGCAGCACAACUUUUACCCAACACCUAAACCAGAAGAUAGAGAGCGAUAGUCAAAGUUCGUCGCUGGAACGGAGCAUUCGUCGCUCGCCGAAAAACUCGAUCAUUACAAUUACUACGAAGUACAAGCCUCCUAGUCCUGAAAGCGUUCGGAAAAGUAUGACGAUGUACGGCAUUCCGAGAUGUAGAUGGCAGAAACCAUUUUUCGGCAAUACACUCGACCUCGCGAAGCAAAAAGAAUUGAGCACGAACGCGUCGCGUUUCGACGCGCCUGCAUUUAAAUCUAGUCUGGAAGAAGUCACGAGUAUCAAACUGUGGCGAAGAAUGAAAGUCAAUGAAUUUCAUCCCUCUGGAGCGAACAUAAAGUCUUGUCACAUCAAACGAACACUUGCGGGAUAUAACACGUUAAUGAUUAAACCACUUAUGGAGCCACCUUCUUCCAAGGAUGUUAAAAAUUGGAUUAGAGCUAAAAAGUACAUAUUGGAGAAAAAUUCUGAUGUCAAAUCGUACAAGCAGAAUAAGGGAAAGGCGUGCAAAAAUGUACACGAUAUACAAGAUUCGUCAAUUAAUGCCAUUAAUGAAGAGAUUAGGCCUCAGUCAGGAAUUUCUAAUAAUUUAAUAAGUAACGAUUCGAACGUGGACGGACAUAUGCAUUCGCCAAUGCCUCAACAAAGCGUGCCGAGUGGAACAUCUGACGAAACCAAGAGACUAAAAUGCACACAGAACUCCGAUAAUUCGCAAACAUCGGGUAACAGUUUAGAUUCUUCUUUAAAAAAAGCACUGGAAAAUCCGUUGCUGCAUAAACAGGAUAAGACACACCUAGGUAUUUCAUAUGGUCAAAUCGAAUGUUCGUCUAAAGGGAGCUACGGUAACGUGUCGAAUGAGAACCUUCAGAAAGCUAGAGCGAUAACAGUACAUCAGCAUCUAACAUCAUUGUCUCUCGAAGUGCACGUCGUUACUCGGGAAGAUCUCCUUCCUGAUCCGCAGUAUGAUUCCAUAGCCGUCUUAUUUUACGCGAUUUACAACGACGCCCCGACAGUUGCCGAUGAGCGGAUAGAACACGGCGCUAUUAUUGUAAAUCCCAAUUCUAUAAGCGAAAGGCUCAACAAGAUCCACUCUGCUAGUGCGAUGUGUCCGAUCCUAUACGUUGCAGCAGAACAGGAUUUGUUCAACAGCCUUGUAAGAUUGAUCGAGCGACACAACCCAGAUAUUCUACUCGGCUGGGAAGUGGAGACGCUUUCAUGGGGCUACGUAUUUCAGCGAGCGUUUCAUCUUGGUCUUAGUAACUUCCCCCUGAGAAUCUCUAAAGUUCCACACACGCAGAUAUUUACCAGAUCUGACGCUCACGCGUUUGAAAAGGACGACGCAGGUGAUGUAAAAGUACCUGGUCGCAAUAUCCUUGAUGUCUGGAGAAUCAUGAGGCACGAAGCAGCAUUAUUGACAUAUACCUUCGAGAACGUCAUGCACCACGUUUUGCACGAAAGAAUUCCGUGCCCUUCUUUCAAAACGUUGUCCGCUUGGUGGAAACAAGAGAGUAUGAUAGUAAAAAGCAGAGUCAUACGCCAUUACGUCAUAAGAGUCACAAGUACUCUCAAGCUGUUGAAUCACUUGGAUAUCAUCGGCCGCACGUGUGAACUCGCCCGCCUCUUCGGCAUACAAUUUUACGAAGUUUUCUCGCGAGGCUCGCAGUUUCGCGUCGAGUCUAUGAUGCUCAGAUUGGCGAAGCCCAUGAACUACAUUCCGAUCUCGCCGUCCAUGCAGCAGAGAGCAAAGAUGCGAGCGCCGGAGUGUCUACCGUUGAUCAUGGAACCCGAGUCUGAAUUUUAUACCGAUCCAUUAAUCGUGCUCGACUUCCAAAGUCUAUAUCCGAGCAUGAUCAUUGCUUACAAUUACUGUUUCUCCACCUGUUUAGGGAGGAUAGAACAUAUCGGCCAAUACUGGCCGUUCGAGUUUGGCGCAGCGACAUUAAGGACAAGGAAGAACACUGCGUUAAAGUUACAAGAUAAAAUGAACUUUUCGCCCUGCGGCGUAGCCUUCGUGAAGAAAGAGGUACGUCAAGGAAUACUGCCGCGUAUGCUAGCGGAAAUUUUGAAUACGCGUCUCAUGGUGAAGGAGUCAAUGAAGCUGCAUCCGGCAGAAGAUCGUACGUUGCAGCGCGUACUUCAUUCUCAGCAGUUGGGCCUCAAAUUAAUCGCAAACGUCACUUACGGCUAUACAUCCGCCAAUUUUAGUGGUAGAAUGCCGUGUAUCGAGAUAGGCGAUAGCGUGGUGAGCAAGGGACGAGAGACAUUGGAACGUGCGAUCAAACUGGUGGAAACCACCCCAAAAUGGGGAGCACGAGUGGUUUAUGGGGACACAGAUUCCUUAUUUGUACUAUUGCCCGGCAAGUCUCGAGAAGAAGCGUUCACCAUCGGCGAGGAGAUCGCGGACGCUGUUACCGCGACUAAUCCUCCGCCCGUCAAGCUUAAAUUUGAGAAAGUUCUUCAUCCAUGCAUUUUACAAACAAAGAAGCGGUAUUGCGGAUACAUGUAUGAAACUCGCGAUCAGGAGAAGCCUGAGUUCCUGGCGAAAGGAAUCGAGACGGUUCGCAGGGAUGGGUGUCCCGCUGUUUCGAAAAUACUCGAGAGGGCCCUCAAAAUCCUGUUUGAGACAAAGGACAUUUCUCUAGUGAAGCAGUAUGUUAGCAGACAGUUUGAUAAAAUUUUUCAGCGACGCGUGUCCAUCCUGGAUCUGACGUUCGCGAAAGAGUUUCGCGGAAUGCGUGGCUACAAAGCCAACGCCUGCGUGCCGGCAUUAGAGCUGACACGAAGAUUGAUCAGGAAGGAUCCCCGCGCUGUGCCGCGCACCAGCGAGCGCGUUCGCUACGUCAUCGUCGCGGGUGCACCGAAUCAAGCGCUCAUCCACUGCGUGCGUACGCCGAUGGAAGUCGUCGCCGAUCCGUCGUUAAUCCCGAACGCCGUGUAUUACAUUACGAAAGUCAUCAUACCGCCUCUCAAUCGCUGUUUCAAUUUAUUCGGGAUCGAUGCCAAUGCGUGGUAUAAAGAGAUCUCUCACCGUUCGAGUUUCGAUCAUGCCGCACACUUGGGAGAAGGCAACCCAAAAUCUACUAUUCGUCAAUUCUUCAGUUCUGCGGCAUGUAUUACCUGCGGGGAACAGACCCAUAAAGAUAUCUGUCCAGAUUGCCUUCUGCAACCAAGCCGGACCGUUCUCAUACUUCUCGAAAAGAACAAACAAUUAGAAAGGAAUCAUCAACAAAUUACUGCCAUCUGUCAUUCUUGUAUUGGACAGUCAGGCGACAUAGAAUGUGUUUCUUUGGAUUGUCCUGUUUUAUAUCGAAUGGCACAAGCUCGCAAAGAGCUUGGGCGAGUUUCUUACAUUAACAAUGUUAUUUAUGGAAAUAAUUGCGGCGGAAUCAGGGAAUUGAAUUCAGUUGCUGAAUGGUAUUGAUUAUGGUGGAAAUAAAUCUUUUAUUUACACAAAAUGAUCAAAA